Molecule: messenger RNA, 243 nt
Organism: Saccharomyces mikatae IFO 1815
Lineage: Eukaryota; Fungi; Ascomycota; Saccharomycetes; Saccharomycetales; Saccharomycetaceae
Gene: CMI8
Product: Cmi8p
Exons: 1
Coding region: 1-243 (80 amino acids)
Source: RefSeq, a predicted model, not a curated record
AUGGACAGUGGUCAUAGCGGUGAAAAUAAGAAGGCAUACAAGGAAAUGGCGACCCCGCUGCCUGCAGAUCCGCCUUCUUACGAAGAAACGAUGAAGAACGACAAGGAAGAGGUGGAAGCGGACAAAGCGGGCCCUUCUGAUCAUGGAGACAGCUUUGUGAGACCUGUAUACACUCAUCAUCCGCAUCCUAGGUCCCACAAGGGAUAUCCUGGUGCGCAGACUCUCACGUAUGCUUCCCGCUAG